Molecule: messenger RNA, 899 nt
Organism: Cryptomeria japonica (Japanese cedar)
Lineage: Eukaryota; Viridiplantae; Streptophyta; Pinopsida; Cupressales; Cupressaceae
Product: calmodulin-like protein 3
Exons: 1
Coding region: 118-585 (155 amino acids)
Molecular function (GO): calcium ion binding
Source: RefSeq, a predicted model, not a curated record
AUCACACCUCCUAUUGUCUUCCGUUUUCACAUUUUAAACUUUUUUCUGUUUGUUUGCUAAGCAUAUGAUUUUUGGAGCUGCUCAGAGAUCAUUAAUAACGCGUUUAUCAUUCCUAAAAUGGCUAAUCUGAGUGAAAUUCGAAGAGUCUUUGAAAUGGUGGACGAAAAUGCAGAUGGAGUCGUUACUGUGAACGAAAUCUGUGGAUUUAUAAACAAGCUAGGAAUACAAAUGUCAGAAGAAGAUCUGAGAUUUGUAAUGAGAGAGAAAGGUGAAGAGAUUUGUAGCGAUCUUCUUCAAUUUGAAGAGUUUGUUGAUUUAUAUAACUUCAUCUUCAACCGCGAACAAGAUGAAGAAGAAAAUGAGUCAGAAGAUUUAAUGGAGGCAUUCAAUAUUUUUGAUGAGAAUAAAGACGGAUAUAUCUCUUGUGAAGAAUUGCAGAGAGUUCUCUCAGCGCUCGGAUUAAUUCCACACACUCAACCUCCACAAGAGUGCGAGAAAAUGAUAUGUAGAUUUGAUUCAGACUGCAAUGGAGUUUUGGAUUUCUCUGAAUUCAAAAAUAUGAUGUCUUCUGCAAUUUCUCCAUGAAUUUCCAUGCCUUUGUACAUUAAAAGGGUUUCACUAUCCCUGGCCAAUCUCCAGACCAACCGUUACGAUUGUUAUCUGUCAAGAUUUAAUUGUUAUUUUAAUCAAUCUGGUCCAAUUUGUUGGACUUACUAUAUAAUGAGGGACUAAAGGGACUAAAUGUUUGACUUGUUUUUUUUUAAAAUUGGCGAAUGAAUGUUCUAAGAAGGCCCUUAUCCUUAUCAUUUGCUAAUGGGACACUUAGAUCUAUUAAUUAAAUGUUUUCAAUAAGGAAAUUAAAUAUAAGGGGAGGUGGAGAAACAGUGAGCAGAUUAAUA